GUGGCGGCUCGUGCCGGGUGAUGCUAGGCGUAUCCCUGGGCUCCAGGCUGUUGCGGGGCGUAGGUGGCAGGCACGGGCAGUUCGGGGCGCGAGGUGUUAGCGAAGGUGGCGCAGCCAUGGCGGCAGGGGAGAGCAUGGCUCAGCGGAUGGUCUGGGUGGACCUGGAGAUGACAGGAUUGGAUAUUGAGAAGGAUCAGAUUAUUGAGAUGGCCUGUCUGAUAACUGACUCUGAUCUUAACAUUUUGGCCGAAGGUCCCAACCUGAUUAUCAAACAGCCGGAUGAGUUGCUGGACAGCAUGUCAGAUUGGUGCAAGGAGCAUCAUGGGAAGGGCACUCGAUGACAUUAGCGAAAGCAUCAAAGAGCUUCAGUUUUACCGAAAUAACAUCUUCAAGAAAAAGACAGACGAAAAGAAGAGGAAAAUUAUAGAAAAUGGGGAAAAUGAGAAGACUAUGAGUUGAUGCCAGUUCUCAAGCUGCACAGCCCACCUAGUUCGUCAGAAGCCACUUUAGUGUCUCCCUCCCGCUGGUGACUCGGCAGAACACCUUUUCUAAAGAAAAAAAAAAAAUUCCACUUACCUUUGCAUCUCCAGACUCCUUAA
This is a messenger RNA of Peromyscus eremicus (cactus mouse), 599 nucleotides long. Its product is annotated as oligoribonuclease, mitochondrial-like. The record is from RefSeq and is a predicted model, not a curated record. NCBI's taxonomy places the organism in Eukaryota, Metazoa, Chordata, Mammalia, Rodentia, Cricetidae. Gene Ontology annotation, cellular component: mitochondrion. Gene Ontology annotation, molecular function: nucleic acid binding; 3'-5'-RNA exonuclease activity. The coding region runs from base 21 to 341 and encodes 106 amino acids. The transcript has a single exon.